This is a messenger RNA of Microthlaspi erraticum, 507 nucleotides long. The record is from the annotation of a GenBank genome assembly. Lineage: Eukaryota; Viridiplantae; Streptophyta; Magnoliopsida; Brassicales; Brassicaceae.
AUGGGGAAAAUUGAUGAUCUCGCGGAUGAGCUUCACGGAUCGUUGGCGUCGGUGACGGUGACGGUCGCGACGAUGGCAGAAAAUUGGGAGCAGCAAAAAAAGACGAACGAGAUGACGAACCAGAGCAUUUCGGAGAUUCAUUCGAAUCUAUCACGACUCACGGAGAUGAUGACCAGAAUUGUGGCGAAUCAGAGCAAUCCGACGACAAUCAAUGGAAUCCGUCGACGAGUCAACAGAAUCCGGCAAAUUUCACAACGCAUUCUCCACUUGUGCGUGAGGCUGGGGCGGUAUUCGGAUGAUGAUAGGUUGGAUCUACUUUCCAUUACGCUGAAAGGUCCAGCUCUUCACUGGUUCAACAGAGAAAUGUCCAGAGAACCAUUCAGAGAUUGGCCACAGUUCAAGAAAAGGAUGAUUGCGAGGUUUAGUCAAAAGAUGGAAGAGAAUCCAGGGAAGAGAUUAUUCAGCUUGAGACAGACUAGUUCUAUUGCGGAUUGUGACAGGGAUUGA